Messenger RNA from Leguminivora glycinivorella, 893 nucleotides. RefSeq lists its product as uncharacterized. The coding region runs from base 42 to 815 and encodes 257 amino acids. The record is from RefSeq and is a predicted model, not a curated record. NCBI's taxonomy places the organism in Eukaryota, Metazoa, Arthropoda, Insecta, Lepidoptera, Tortricidae. The transcript has 5 exons.
AAAAGAUCGCAUAUUCUUUGCACUGAUUCGAAUUAAAAAACAUGUUCAAGUUAUUAUUUACGUUGUGUUCGGUGUUCUUCUUCGGCGACGCCUCGUUUGUUGGCUCGCUGACUAAAUGUAGUAUAAACGAUAGUCUGUGCCAAAAAAAACUUUACCAAUCACUUAUAAGACAUAUUGGCAAAAGCGGUGUGGAGGAAUUGGGGAUUCCUCCUGUGGACCCUCUGGAGCUGAAGAAUGUGUCCGUGGCUAUCGUAGGGAUGCUUGAUAUCAGUUUAGAACAUGGAAUAGUCAGAGGAGCUAAAGACUGCUUGCUAAAUAAUGUUACAACCGACCUUCCCAACGGACACCUUUACAUGGAUAUGACAUGCGACUUCACGGUGAAAGGACACUACAAAGCUUUUUCAUCGAGUCCCUUGAUCAAGUCUGUAUUGGGAGGAGAAUUCGUCCGCGCCGAUGGAGUAGGAAAAGUCAGAGUGGAAAAACUUCACUUGAAAUUAGACUUCGCAAUCUAUGCCCACAAGGAUGAUGACGGAGAAAUUUAUUUGACAUCUAAGUACGAUGAAACAAAGUAUGAUUUUGAAAUAUUGGGCAAACUCGUAUUCGCUGCAAACAACAUAUUUAUGGAAGAACAAGAUAUAAGUGCACUCGCCGUCAGUUUACUCAACCAGGCCGGUAAGAGUAUGGCUCCAUAUUUUGGAAGAGCUUUUAUGGAUAAAGCUCUAGAAUAUGUUUACGCUUUCUGUGGAAGAUUCUUCGAAGUUGUACCAGCGAGAUAUUACAUUAAAGAUGAUCUCACCCCGUUUUUAUCACAGUAACAUAAUUAUUAAGUAAUUAAAAACAUUGUUUUAAUGGAAUAUUACUUAAGGGCGGAAAUUAAAAUAAGUACCAACACA